This is a messenger RNA of Strongylocentrotus purpuratus (purple sea urchin), 2322 nucleotides long. RefSeq names its product plexin-A3-like. The record is from RefSeq and is a predicted model, not a curated record. Gene Ontology annotation, biological process: regulation of cell migration; negative regulation of cell adhesion; regulation of GTPase activity. The coding region runs from base 385 to 1881 and encodes 498 amino acids. The transcript has 5 exons. NCBI's taxonomy places the organism in Eukaryota, Metazoa, Echinodermata, Echinoidea, Camarodonta, Strongylocentrotidae. Gene Ontology annotation, molecular function: protein binding; semaphorin receptor activity. Gene Ontology annotation, cellular component: semaphorin receptor complex.
GAGCCACGCCCACAUAAUGUCGACUUUGUUUGGACAUGUGCAUCGCAAGGAGAUCCGGUAGUAUCAAAAUACCAGUUGUGCACCCGGUGUUCACCGACACCAAUCGCAUGCGAAUGUGUGUAGCAUAUUUUCAUCACUGUAGUCACGUUUCGUUAGAGAGAGCAGAUGCGUACAAUAUAGACAUCGAAUCAACACUAAUUGGCUGUCAGUAAUGUAUACCAGGACUGCUUCAUUUGGGAGAUAAAGUUCUUGGGAUUAAAUAACUCAAUAUGGGAAACCAUCACAUCCGCCAGAGACAACACUCGCUAAUAAUACUAUCCAGAUCAAGAAAAGCAACAGUGCUGUGAUUGAAACACGCAUUGAAUACAAGGGAUACAAUUCAAGAUGAGCAUCUUAAAGAGCAAGAUGUCAUCCCAUCUCCAGAGACACCCUAAUCAUCUCAGCAUGGCAAUAUACCUGUCACUCCUAGCCAUGACCCUCAUCGUCAGAACCACACUAGCAGCUGCAGUACUAAACUCCUACAACCUCUCAUCGUUUACACCGCCAAGUCAAGAUGUGACUUUGAAUCGUUUUGUAGUGCACAAUAGGACAGGAAGCCUUUAUGUUGCUGCAGAGAAGUUUCUGUUUAGACUCGGUUCUGACUUACAGAGCCUCGAGAGCACUGGUACCUCAAGUUGUGCUGAAGAUGAACAUUGCGACGACAUCACCAAGAUUCUUGUCAUUUCUCAAGGAGAUGCCGAAAACUUAAUCAUGUGUACGAGUGCAGAAGGAAAGUGUGAAGUCAGAGACUUGUCUGAUAUUGAGCAAGUGGUACACAGCAGUAAUAUAAUGGUUCCUGGGGAAUCGGCAGGACUCACAGCAGCUGGGGUCAUCACAGAAGUGGCCCAAGGAGGUAACCUUGCGGAGAAGUUCUAUCUGGCAAACACACUAAGCGCUGAUGUCACCUCGUUUACACAUCCUAUCAUACGAUGGACUGUUUCAGAUAGCUUUGACCAGGCAGAUGAACUUAACCACUAUGCUCUGGGCGUUUCAGUGAACAGUUUCCCUAUCUCUUACAUUGAAACCUUUACCCACAAUGGCUUUGUGUAUUUUGUCAUGAACCAGGUUGGAAAUGUCAAAUUAGGGAGAGUUUGUGAAACGGCCAGGAUGGAAUACUACUCAGAGAUCACCUUAAGGUGUAACAGUAGGAACCGACCAGAUACAUCUUACAACCUGGUGCAGGCAGCUCGCGUCGGGAAAGCUGGCCCUGCCCUGCAGAUGUCCAUGGGUUCUACCUCAGACAGCAUUUUGUUUGCGGCCUUCUCUGAAUCCGAUUCUGUGAGCAGUAGUGCAGCCCUGUGCGUGUAUAGCAUGGCAGAUGUUGAAGCUGCCUUCCUGCAGGCAGUUAAGGAUUGUCUAAUUGGGACCCAGGAUGCCCGUCUUUCAUACCUUAAUGGUGCUACUUGUGACGAAUUGAUCCUCCCUGACGACGUAUUGCUAGGACUCGUAUGUUCUCAAGAACGCUCUUUUACAUACGCCAACGGCAUCCACCCUCUCGUUUCAUCUGCUGCUGUGGAGAUGUCAUCCCAUGUCCCAACCUCCAUUGUUUCGGCAGUAGUCAGACAACACACUGUGGCGUUCAUUGGUACCCAAGAGGGAGACCUGUUGAAGGUCCAUGUUAUGAGUAAUACAAUGGGAAGACUGUAUGAGACGGUACCGCUCGGUUCUACACCAAUCUUACCUGAUAUGUACAAUGAACAAGACACCAGUAUUCUCACUGCAAAUCAACAAUCACUUUACAGAUUGCCAGUGGCUGACUGUGCACGGUACUCAACCUGUGGGGAGUGUUUCGGAGAAGGAGGUGCGGGGGAUGAUGAUCCUUUGUCUUUGUAUAUCGGGUAGGCAAACAAAUGUCAAAUCUAGUUGACAAAAUUAUUAUAAAUUACUAUUCAAACUUUUUUCUCACCUGUUCUUGUUUCAUUUUUGUGGUUAUCUUGCCAUUCAAAAUAUUAUGGGUUUAUUUGUGGUCAUAGCCCCCGAAUGUUAUAUUAUUAGGAUAGGUGUGUGGAAUAGAUCACACUUUGAAGGGUACAUGUCACCUGUUGCAGGACCUAUAUAUUUCCACAGCAUACGCAAUAAGUAAUGUCCAAGAUGAACAGUUAUAAGUGGUGUGUUAUGUUCAUUUUAAAAGGAAGGAAUUGUUUUAAUAACAAUCCAUUUGAUAAAGCGCAUAACACAUUACAACGUAUGUCCUUAUGCGCUUAGAAAGAAAAGCAAAGAGAAAAAAUAGGAUACUGAAUUCCUUUUACUUGUUUACAACAAUUGAAAUAAAUAUGUUUUCAG